UGUGUCUUAUUCAUUCUCAUCAUGGACCUCUUUAUAUAGGAGUUUGGUUUACAUCAUGAGGACAUAAAAGAUGAGAAUUCACGUGGAUAGCCACAUAUUUAUAAUAUUUACAACAAAUUUAUCAUUUUAAUUUAGAGAUGUUGGGUUAGGGGUUGAGAUAGAAUUGAGUUAGUGUUUAGCGGAGUUAGUAGGCUGAUAAGAGAUAGUUAAGCUGAGCAGGCAACAAGUGCCAAGUGUCAUCAUUUUAUAGGGAGACAAAGAAGGGGAAAGAGAAAUGGGGACAGAAGAUUUGAAGGGGAUUAAGGUGGCUGCACUACCUUCUUUAUUUGAUUUUAUUCUUGGAGUUGGUGUAUCCAUAUAUUGUUUGGUGGCAAGCAAGCGAAGGAAGAGCAGUGGCGUAAUCGGUAAUAAUGACCUUGACAGACAAGCCUUACCAAAGCAGUUUAGUCCCGAAGAAUUGCAUGCUGCCACCAAUGGCUUCGCACCACAUAGAAGACUAGUCCGAGAAGGGUCUGGACAAGUUUAUAGAGGACUGCUACAAGGUCUAGGCCGUGAAGUAGCUAUCAAGAAAAUCUGGACAGGAACUGAUCAACACUAUGAGGAAACUUUUAUGAAUGAAGUCAAAAUAAUAAGCCGCUUAAUCCAUCGAAAUAUGGUGCAAUUCAUUGGAUGGUGUCAUGAUCAAGAGCGCAACGAGUGCUUGGUUGUUUAUGAAUACAUGCCAAAUGGCAGCCUUGACCAGCAUCUAUUUGGCCGUAGAAACAGCCUGCAAUGGAAUUCAAGGUACAAGGUAGCUUUAGGCUUGGCCAGAGCCCUUCAAUACCUACAUGAAGAUGCAGAGGAUUGUGUCUUUCACAGGGACAUCAAGUCGGCUGACGUGUUGUUGGACAAGGAUUUAAGAACUAAACUUGGUGAUUUUGGGAUUUCUAAGCGAAUGGAUUCCCAGUUCCCAACUCAGACAACAGAAGUUGUUGGUUCCCAACUCAGACAACGUACAGAAGUUGUUGGGACUGUGGAUUACAUAGCCACCGAAUAUGCUAUUGAAGGGAAGGCUAGUAAAGAAUCUGACAUGUCUAGUUUUAAAGUUGUGGCCUUAGAAAUUGCUUGUGGAAGGAAGAGUUACAGUUUCAAUGACAACUUGUCACUUUAUAAGUGGGUUUGGAAAUUGUACCUUGAAGGGCAUCUUCUCGAUGCAGCUGAUGAAAGAUUGGAAACGGAAUUUGAACAAGAAGAAAUGAAAUGCUUGUUAAUUGUGGGAUUAUGGUGUACGCAUCCCCAUAAUAAGGAAAGACCAAACGCAGGACAAGUGAUGAAAGUACUUGAGCUUGAAGAACCAUUGCCCGCACUGCCACUAGACAUGCAUCUUCAACAGUCCCUGCCUUAA
Rosa chinensis is the source of this 1384-nucleotide messenger RNA. Its product is annotated as L-type lectin-domain containing receptor kinase IX.2. The coding region runs from base 275 to 1384 and encodes 369 amino acids. Gene Ontology annotation, cellular component: plasma membrane. Lineage: Eukaryota; Viridiplantae; Streptophyta; Magnoliopsida; Rosales; Rosaceae. Gene Ontology annotation, molecular function: protein kinase activity; ATP binding. Gene Ontology annotation, biological process: protein phosphorylation. The transcript has a single exon. The record is from RefSeq and is a predicted model, not a curated record.